AUGAUGAAGAAGAAAAAUAUCGACAUAGAGGAGCUUAAAAGGCUCAUUGAAGAAAGUAGCAUGAAGAAAAGAUUUGUAAAAGAUAUAAAAAGUAAUUGUGAAAUAAAAAGUAUAAAAUUUGGUAUUAUGAGUAAAGAAGAUAUAAUAAAAUAUUCAGAAGUGAAAAUAAUGAAUAGAGAGAUGUAUAAGAAUAAUAGUGGUAUACCUUAUCCUUAUGGUGUUUUAGAUUUAAAACUUGGAGCUCAUAAAAGUAAUUCUAUAUGUGAAACAUGUAAUAAAAGAUUAAUUAAUUGUUCAGGACAUUUUGGUUAUAUAGAAUUAAAUUAUCCAGUAUUUCAUAUUGGUUAUUAUAAAUAUAUUAUACAUAUAUUAUAUUGUAUAUGUAAAUAUUGUUCAAACAUAUUAUUAUCAAAAGAAAAAAUUGAAUUUUAUUGUAAUUUAAAAAAAAAAAGUACAGAUGAUUCAUUUUAUAAAAAACAUUUAUUUAAAAGAAUAUUAAAUAAUUGUAAAAAAGUAAAUAAAUGUUAUAUAUGUGGUAAUCCACAAGGAGUUAUUAAAAAAAUAAUAAAACCUAGCUUAGAUCAAUUUAUGAAAUUAAAACAUAUAUUAAAAAUAAAAGAAAAUGGAAAAAUGAUUAUAAAAGAAGAAGAUUUAAAUAGUUUAUAUGUUUUGAAAUUAUUUAAAAAUAUUAAUCCUUAUCAUGUUAAAUUAUUAAAUAUAGAAAAUCCAGAAAAAUUAAUUAUUACUGCUUUAUUAGUACCACCAAAUACAAUCAGACCAUCUGUUAUAAUUGAUGAACAUGGAACAGCUGAAGAUGAUUUAACUUGUAUUCUUUCUGAAAUAACACAAUUAAAUAAUACUAUAUAUAAUCAAUGUACUAAUGGAUAUCAAACCAAUCAAUUUCUAGGGAAUGUCGAAUUCUUACAAUUACAAAUUACAAGAUUUAUUAAUAGUGAUUCACCAGCAGUGUCACAAUUAUUAGCAACACAAAAUAUCUCUAAACCAGGAAGAGGAAUUUGUCAAAGAUUAAAAGGAAAAGAAGGAAGAUUUAGAUGUAAUUUAUCAGGCAAAAGAGUUGACUUCUCUAGUAGAACAGUCAUAUCACCUGAUCCAAAUAUAUCUAUAGAUGAAGUCGUGAUACCAAAAAUUAUUGCCAUGAGAUUGACAUAUCCUGAGACAGUUAAUAAAUAUAAUAUUGAUAAAUUAAAAAGGUUAAUAAAAAAUGGUUGUAAUAAAUGGCCAGGUGCAAAUUAUAUAAUAAAGAAGUCAAAAAAGGGUAUUGACCCGUCUUCAGACAUAAGUACCAUUCAUAAUAAUAAUAUUAACAAUAUGAAUAAUAUGAAUAAUAUUAACAAUAUUAACAAUAUGAAUAAUAUUAACAAUAUUAACAAUAUGAAUAAUAGUAGUAAUAUAUUUAAUGUUAUUAAUAAUUAUAUUAAUAACAACAGUAACAAUGUUAGAUAUAAUAUAAAAGAUGUUAAUAAUAAUUCGUAUACUAUUAAUAGUAAUAAUACUUUAAAAGAUAUAUCUCACAUAGAUAAUGUGAACAAUGAUAUAAAGAAUAGUAAUAAUAAUAAUAAUAAUAAUAGUAAUAGUAAUAGUAAUAUUUAUAAUAAUAAUAUUUAUAAUAAUAACUAUAAUCACACACAAGAUAAUGAAGAAGAAAGGAAAAAUAGUCAAUUCAAUAAAAUAAGUUUAAAAUAUGCAAAUAAAAAUCAUGUUAUACAACAUUUAAAUAUUGGAGAUAUAGUUGAAAGACAUAUAUGUGAUGGAGAUAUUGUUUUAUUUAAUAGACAGCCAUCUUUACAUCGUAUGUCUAUUAUGUGUCAUAAAGCAAAAAUUAUGGAUUACAAAACUUUUCGUUUUAAUGAGUGUGUAUGUUCUCCUUAUAAUGCUGAUUUUGAUGGUGAUGAAAUGAAUUUGCAUGUACCCCAAACAGAAGAAGCUCGUGCUGAAGCUUUAUAUUUAAUGAGUGUAAAACAUAAUUUAAUAACUCCUAAGAAUGGAGAAGUUAUAAUAGCAUUAACACAAGAUUUUUUAUCAGCAUCUUAUAUAAUUACGAAUAAAGAUACAUUUUUAGAUAGAGAUACAUUUUGUUUAUUAUGUUCUUAUUUCUCUGAUGCUUCAUUAUAUAUUGAAUUACCUAUUCCAGCUAUAUUAAAGCCAAAAGAAUUAUGGACAGGAAAACAAUUAAUUAGUGUGUUAAUAAAACCAAAUAAAAAAGAGAAUACAAUUAUUAAUUUUGAAAUACAAGAAAGAGAAUAUUCUAAUAAAUAUGGAGAUUUAAAACAUUUAUGUGUAAAUGAUUCUUAUGUUUGUUUUUAUAAAUCUGAAUUAAUAUGUGGUUCUUUAGGAAAAAAAGUAUUAGGUUCUUCAAAGUAUGGUUUAUUUUAUUAUUUAAUUCAUCACAAUUCAAGUCAUAUAGCAUUAAAGAUUAUGAAUAGAUUAUCCAAAUUAACUAGUAGAUAUUUUUCUAAUAAAGGUAUGACUAUAGGUAUUGACGAUGUAACACCAUCACCAACUUUAACUGAGAAAAAAAAAGAUUUAUUAUUAAAAGGAUAUGAAAAAGUAAAUAAUGAAAUUCUAUUAUAUAAUGAAAAGAAAAUGCAAAUACAACCAGGAUGUACAUUAGAAGAAACAUUAGAAAUCAAAGUAAAAAGUAUACUUGAUGAUUUAAGAAAUGAUGCUGGAAAAACGUGUAAUCAGUAUUUACAUUAUUUAAACAAACCAUUAAUUAUGUUUAAUUCAGGAGCUAAAGGAGCAUUAAUUAAUAUAGCACAAAUGAUAGCAUGUGUAGGACAACAAAAUGUUGCAGGUCAAAGAAUACAAAAUGGUUUUAUAAAUAGAACAUUACCACAUUUCCAUUUUCAUUGUAAAGAUUCAGAAAGUAGAGGUUUUGUACAAAACUCUUUUUAUACAGGAUUAAGUCCAACCGAAUUUUUUUUUCAUACUAUGUCAGGUAGAGAAGGUUUAGUAGAUACAGCUGUAAAAACAGCCGAAACUGGUUACAUGCAAAGAAGACUUAUGAAAGCUUUAGAAGAUUUAUCAAUUCAUUAUGAUUAUUCUGUAAGAUCAUGUGAUAAACAAAUAGUACAAUUUAUAUAUGGAGAUGAUGCAUUAAAUCCUUCUUAUAUUGAUAAUAAUAAUACAUAUCUUGAUCAGUUUGAUAAAGUAUUUGAUCAUAUUGUAUCUAUAUCAUCUAGUCAUUUGUUAUUAUCUUAUAAAAAUCAAAUACCUCACUUGGAUAAUAUACAGCCUAAAAAUAAAACAAUUAAUAAUAAAUGGGAUAAAAAUAGAAAAUGUGAUAGUAAUAUCAAAUGUGAUAGUAAUAUCAAAUGUGAUAGUAAUAUCAAAUGUGAUAGUAAUAAUUAUUAUGUCCAUAACGAAUCAUGUGUUAUACAUAAUAUUAUUAACAGACUGGUUUCAAAUAAUAUUGUAGAAGAAGAUCUAUUCAUACCUUUACAACAUGAUGAAUUCUUAGUUAAAAAAAUUAUGGAAUAUUCUCCAAAUAUGGAAUGUAAUUAUCAAGAUAUUAUCACUAGUUUAGAUUUAAAUAAAAAUAUUCCGUUUAUACAUGAUCAGGAGGAAAAUGAUUCUUCUUCGAAGCUUUGUAUAGAAGAACAUAUAACUAUUAAUAAUACAUGUAAUGAUAAUAAUAAUAUAUAUAUUGAACAAAUGGAAAUGAAAAAAUUAUAUAAAAAUAAAAGAAAAGAAAAACAAUCAUUUAAAACAACAAUAACAGAUAUACAUGAAGAUUCUCAAGGAUGCAUCAACAAAGUCAUAACAAAUAAUGCAUGGAGUGCCUCAGAUAAAAAAAAAGAAGAAAUCUAUCAUUGUAAUGAUCAUAUUCAAUAUGAUGAUAAUAUUUCAUGUGAUUAUAUAAAAUGUACAGAUAUACAAAACAAACAUCAUUUACUUAACCAUCAGUUGUCUUUAAUACAAAAUAAUGUCAUAUUACCACCUAAUGAUUAUCAUUCCAUCUAUCAUUUUGUAAAUGAAUAUAGAAAUGUUGUCGAAAUAAAAAAUUUGAUCGAUAAAAAAAAAAUUUUCCUGAACAAUUCAGAAAAAAAAUUGGUACAGUCUAAAUAUAACAGCAUGAGUAAAAACUUAAAAAAAAAAAUCCAGAUAAUUAAUAAUAUAUAUAGAAAUGAAAAGAAGAAAUUAAAUCGAUGGAAAACUAAAAUGGACAAUCAUGAUGAUUAUUGGUCAUCUGAUCAGGAUUCUGUGAUUGUAAAGAAAAUUAUAAAAAUAAAAAAUAAAGAAAAAAGAAUAUAUCAUCCCAAAGAAGAAAAGGAAAUUAUUGAUAUAAAUAAUUAUAAACUCACAACAACUAAUAAUAAUAAUGAUAAUGAUAAUAAUGAUGAUAAUAAUAAUAAUGAUGAUAAUAAUAAUAAUGAUGAUAAUAAUAAUAAUGAUAGUAAUAAUAAUAAUAAUAUUGAUGAAUUUACAACAACUAUUCAUAUAGGUGAUAAAAAUAAUGACUUCUCUGAAGAAUUUUUUUAUAAUAUAAAUGAAAAUGAUAUAUUAUAUCAUAAUAAAUAUUAUAGACAAAUAUUUAAAAAUGUAAUUGGUUUUGUUAGUGUUUUUGAAUAUGUAGAAUCAUACAAACAACAUUAUAUUUUAUUUCCAUAUGAAAUAAUAAAAUGGACUAGCUUUUUAUUAGAAUAUUUAACAGAUAUCAUUCCUACUAAUAUAUUUCUUCAUACGAAAUUAUCUAAAAAAGAAAAACCAACUCAUCAAAAAAAUACGGGGAAAAUGAAAAUAUAUAUGGAAGAAAUAAAAAAAUGGUUAUUUAUUAAAGCUAUAAAUAUAUAUAAAUAUUUUAGUUUUAAAAAAUCUAUUGAAUUAAUCAAAAAAAAUGAUUAUUUUAAUUAUAUUAUUAAAAAUUAUGAUAUAUCACAUAGAUAUAUUAUUCAUAAUUAUUCUUUUAUUAAUUUAAAACAGUUAUAUCUUUUUAUCUUUUUUAAUAUAUAUAAAUAUUUUAAAUAUAUAUCUACACCCGGUGAUGCUGUAGGUUCAAUAUCAGCUCAGUCCAUUGGUGAGCCCGGAACACAAAUGACAUUGAAGACUUUUCACUUUGCAGGUGUGGCUAGCAUGAAUGUGACAUUAGGUGUUCCUAGAAUAAAAGAAAUAAUUAACGCAUCUAACAGUAUUCAAACACCAAUAUUAAACAUCCCUUUAGAAGUGAACGAUAAUUAUAAUUUUGCUUUAAUGAUGAAAUCUAAAUUAGAAAAGACAACAAUACGUGAUAUUUGUAUGUAUAUAAAAGAAGAUUAUACUAGUCGAGGUGUAUUUCUAUCUGUAAAAUUUAAUGAAGAAUUAAUUCAGAAGCUUUUUCUAAAUAUCAAUGCAUACAAUAUCAAAGAUAUUAUAUUAAAACAAAGUCAUAUUAAUAAAAUAAAAAUUAAUAAAAUACAUAUUAAUGUAAUAAAUAAAUACAAAUUACAUAUUUCUUUAAAAAAUGAUGAAUUUAUAUUUUUUCAAAUGGAAUCCUUAAAAAAGGGUUUACUAGAUCUAUUGAUUUAUGGAGAUAAAGAUAUUAAAAGAUGUAUCAUAAAAAAAGAAGAUAUUGAAGUAACAGAUAAUGAAGAUGAAAUAUGUGAUGAUAUGGGUGAGUAUUAUAAUGUUUCUCAAGGCACAGAGUUAUAUGAAAAAACAGAUAAUAAUAAAGACGAAAACAAUAUUGCUAUUCGUGUUAAGAAAGAAGAAAGUGAUGAUAAUCUCGAGAAGAGAGAGAAUAUUAUUCAUAUGCCAGAAAAGGAUAGCGUUGUUAGUGAAUUGAAGAGUGAAAAAAAAAAGUAUGUUGAGGAGGAUAAUAAAAUUGAUGAUAAUAUAAUUGAUGAUAAUAUAAUUGAUGAUAAUAUAAUUGAUGAUAAUAUCAUUGAUGAUAAUAAAAUUGAUGAUAAUAUAAUUGAUGAUAAUAAAAUUGAUGAUAAUAUAAUUGAUGAUAAUAUAAUUGAUGAUAAUAAUAAUAAAAUUGAUGAUAAUAAUAAUAAAAUUGAUGAUAUUAACAAUGAUCGAAACAAUCUUAAUGACAAUGGUAGCAUAUUAGAAAAUGUCGAAGAACAUUUUUUAGAAAGGUUAAGAUACAAAAUAAAAGAAAAAAAUUCUAAAAAAGAAAAUAUAAAUAAAGAACCCAACCUUAUAAAUUUAGACACUAUAAAUUUAGAUACAUUAAACUUUGACGAAAUAAAUGUACAUGAUAUUAAUAAUGAGAAAAUCGAAUUUUAUGAUGAGAAUUUAAAUAUAUGUCAUGGAAACAAAAAACAUAUUCAAAAAAAAAAGAAAAAAAAAACUGUAUACUCAAUAUUAGUAGAAGGAAAUUCAUUGAAUUAUGUUCUUGGUUUAGAAGGUGUUGAUUUUAAGCACAUCAUUUCUAAUCAUGUCAUAAACGUUUUUCAAGUUUUGGGUAUAGAAGCAGCCAGAAUAACAAUAAUAAAUGAAAUUAAAAAAUGUGUAGAAGCUUAUAGUAUUGAUAUAGACAUUAGACACAUUAUGCUCCUAGCCGAUAUUAUGGCCUUUACUGGAGAUAUUUUAGGUAUAAACAGGUUUGGAAUACAAAAGGCUCGACAGAGUACCUUAAUGUUAGCAUCUUUUGAAGAAACCAAUGAACAUUUAUUUGUUUCAUCAUUUUUUAAAAAUGUGGAUGAAAUAAAUAAUAUAAGUGAGAGUAUAAUUGUAGGAAAAAACAUACCUAUUGGAACUGGAGCCUUUCAACUUCUUUAUGAUUAUAAAUUUGAGAAGGAAACAAAAAAUUUAACACUCCUCGAAAGGGCAGAAAGAGAAACAGCAAUAGAUUAUUAA
Molecule: messenger RNA, 6804 nt
Organism: Plasmodium gaboni
Lineage: Eukaryota; Apicomplexa; Aconoidasida; Haemosporida; Plasmodiidae
Product: DNA-directed RNA polymerase 3 largest subunit
Exons: 5
Coding region: 1-6804 (2267 amino acids)
Biological process (GO): DNA-templated transcription
Molecular function (GO): DNA-directed RNA polymerase activity; DNA binding
Source: RefSeq, a predicted model, not a curated record